AUGAAAGCAUUGAAAAAACGAAAAUCGCGGCAACUGUCCGAGGAUGAGUUCCGCGAGGCAUUCGGAUUCAAGCAGAAUCCAAUCGCCAGGGCGCAAGUCCCGUUGGUGAUCCCUACUCGCCGCGUAAUCCCGGCGAAAUCGGUUGCAGAUUCGUCGAGUUGGGCAUCAAAAGACGAGCUUGGAUCCCGCGAUGAGCUUUCCUCUCAAAGCCUGGACGAGCCCAGCGGGAUGUCCGAAGAUCCCUCACGUGGAUCAGCUGAUCGCCUUAACUUCAACUCUGUCGAAACAUGCUCAUCCGGCGUCGGCUCUGACUACUCCGAGCGCACCCAGUCGCAAGAUGAGCUCGCCGUGCCAGACAUUCCCCUCGAGGCUCAGUUGCAAAUAAAUAGAAGAGCAUCUCGCUACCGCCCAAUUAGGGUGAACAUUGAAGCAAGCAGCCAUGUUCGACAGGAACAUGCUGGAUACAUUCAUCAUAGAGUCGGGAGACGCAAAUGGACCCAGAUUUGGGCAGUCGCCGUCGAGCGACUGCUGUAUCUGUACUCAUCGGUCACAUCGGAUGUGACAAUCGACGUCGUCAACCUGAACGACUACACCCUCGAAGGCGACCUGAUUCAACCAAGCCAACACAAGUUCCGAUUGAAGAUCACCCACCCACAAGCAGAAACACACGAGUUCUACACAACGAAUGCAGACUCAUUCUAUCUUUGGUUCGCCACCUUUGACCGGCUCUCGUCAAAGCGAACAACGCCCAAGACCAUUGUGCAGGAGAAGAUUCAGCAGCAAAAUCAGCUCAGCAUGAAACGCGAGGCGAAGAAAUCGAUCAAGCCAUUCGAUAUUCUCGGAGACAUGAAGAAACUCGAUCUCUCCCCACGAAGCUUGGAGAAAGAAAAAAUCCAAGAAGACCACCGCCGGCUCGAGAUUGAAACAGCCAUAGAGAUCCAAUGCAAACUAACACGCCUUACUCAACGUCGUCACUCCAUCUCGCAGAAGAUUCAGUCGCUCAAUCGCUCGGGUCUUGAUCCGACGAAAAGCCGCCGCUUCCGGCUUCAGAAUGAUCUCGCCGCGGUCAAUAAGGACAUUGAAAACACCGUGCUCAACUCGAAGUCGUCUAUGAGCCAGAUUGCAGCAUCACGUGAGCGAGAGCUGACGCGAAAACGGCUCAUCAGAACCCCUGGCGAUUCUAGCAUUGACGAGUCCAGCAGCGAGCUUGACAAUCAGGAAGUGAUCAUUCCGACGGCAAUCAUGAUGGAAUCCAGACCACAAUCGGCCACUCCCCAAUCUCGUCGAUCCAGUUUGCCGAAGACAUUCCGAAAGAUCCGCUCCUUCGCGCGAUCUCUUUCUCGCUCAACAUCGGUCAACAAGGAACGACCAACGAAAAGCUCUGCUUCUCUUCGAACCGCCAGUUCAACACGAACAGACAGCUACAAAUCCAUUGACUGUGGCUUGACGACUCCUAAUCUCCAAAAGCAAAAGUCGAACACUUCGGUUCUGUCCGACAAAGAAAAGACGAAGCAAAAGAACAUGGCGAAAUUGGAUCCAGACACACUCGAGGAAAUCCGAAAAUUCGAGGAGCUCGCAGCUGAGUUUGACUCCACCCCGAAAGCGAAAGCUCCCACGCUAGAAUCAACCCUUCCCAGUCCCAUGGACCCGCUCAAUCUGUCUUCCACUGACACCGAGUCAUCGUCUUCCGAUCCUCCCUUCCGCGAAAAUCUCAUCUAA
This is a messenger RNA of Oikopleura dioica, 1719 nucleotides long. NCBI's taxonomy places the organism in Eukaryota, Metazoa, Chordata, Appendicularia, Copelata, Oikopleuridae. The record is from the annotation of a GenBank genome assembly.